Anopheles gambiae (African malaria mosquito) is the source of this 5539-nucleotide messenger RNA. Its product is annotated as polynucleotide 5'-hydroxyl-kinase NOL9. The transcript is spliced from 4 exons. Gene Ontology annotation, molecular function: polynucleotide 5'-hydroxyl-kinase activity. The record is from RefSeq and is a predicted model, not a curated record. Gene Ontology annotation, cellular component: nucleus. Bases 264 to 3458 code for a protein of 1064 amino acids. Gene Ontology annotation, biological process: cleavage in ITS2 between 5.8S rRNA and LSU-rRNA of tricistronic rRNA transcript (SSU-rRNA, 5.8S rRNA, LSU-rRNA). NCBI's taxonomy places the organism in Eukaryota, Metazoa, Arthropoda, Insecta, Diptera, Culicidae.
AGUUGAACGGAACUCGUUUCCACAAAUCGAACUGUCAAAACCGUGCAGCACGUUCGUAUUUACGUUAUUCGCGAAACGCCGCUUUCAUGGAAAUCUCACAGAAAAGUUGUGGCCAAAACUGAAUGUUGUGUACUUUGUAUUAGUUUCUGAUUGUAAUCUUCGUGCUCGGUGCUGCGUUGCGUGUACGUGCAAUCACUAUCAACCAGUUCGUGGUUAAUUGAAGGCAUUGAAAGGUUAGAAACAGGUCGCUUCGCUGUUGAAUAAUGGGCAGCAAGAACAAGAAUCGUAAAAAAUAUACCCAUCCCACAAAUGGGGAACCAAAGCCGGUAGAACUGGACGUAAAGACAGGCAUGAGGAAGCCGGCAAAGGAAGCUACCAACUCAAAAGCUAAAACAGUCUACCAAAUGCAGGGAGUAAAGGUAGAGUCGGCAACAAUGGAAAGUAAGAAAAAACAGGACAAAGAUGCUUGUCUUGCGUCUAAAUACACUCCAGUGAAUGGCAAUUCGAACGCGAAUAACGCGGCGGCGGAGGAAAAUGGAAAGGAAACGGCACGAGCGGAGAAGAAACGUUCGAAAAAACGGGCCAAAAAGCGCAAUGCUAACGUGAUGGAUGAGGAUUCGCUUGGAGGCAGUGCAUCGGACGUGUCUGCCAAGCGCGAUCCGACGGUAGAUGAUGGUUCUCCGGCGAAGCGAAGCCGUAAACUGGACAGCGAUUCCAGCGACACCCGCAACAACAAUGGAAAAUGCAGCAAAAGCCCAAUCGCCAACGAUUCAUCUAAGAAGAAAAAUAUCGUCGGAAAGGUUGCUUCAGGUGCGAAAGUUAACCCCAAAGCGGCACAUUCUGCUGGCAAACCGUCUGGCGAGGAUCCGGUACCGCACAAAGUGCCAGUCCUGCAGUGCGUCGGUAUGGAAGAUGGUGCCACGAGCGACUCUAACACUGACAGCGAUGAGGACGACUACAUUGAACAGUUUUUCGACGAACAGCCGGAAGCGAAAGAGAAAAAAGGGUCUCAGAGCAACAAACCGAAAAAACGGGCAAAGAAAGCGACCGCACAAAACGUAAGCCCAGGAGGGUGGGUGGUGGAGAACAACGAUUGUAGUCUGGAGUAUGGGCCCAGUUCGGACGAGGAACCUACUGGCAAACCGUCCGCCUCUCGGGCGACAGAAAGUCCAAAGAAGGUGGUGGCGUUCAAGCGAAAGGAACCCCCGGCGGAAGCCCAAGAGAUCGAUGAGGAUGACGACGACGACGAUGACGAUUAUGACACGUUCGAUUCAGAGGAAGAUGACUCCGAUUGGACCGACGACGAUGAAGAUCCAGAGGUCACUGAGUUCUAUGACAAUAUCUACGAUAUGUCCAAUGAAUCAGAGUACGAUGAUUACCUCCAAAAGGGAUACGAUAGCGACAGCUUCGACGGGAACAUGAACGGAGCCGAUAGCUACGAUGACGACUAUGAAUCGAGUGCCGACGAAUGUCGCUCGCCCAGAAACAGCUACAGUCGAUUUACCAGCGGCCAGCCGUAUGAAACGGACAGUGAUGAUGAGGAUUACGAACCGCCGGAAGGUGACGAUACCGUUUAUAUUCCACGUGGGGCGGCCGUUCUUCGCGAUCUGGACGAUGAUUCCAUAGUCCACUUUGAUGCGUCGGGCAAAUACGCGCAGAUAGUAGAGCUUCCGGCUGAUUACGGCAUGGAGAAGGAGGGAAGCGACCUCGAUCAAUCGGAUAAGCAGGGAGAAAAACAGGAGGAGCGGAAAAGCGAAAAUGUUGUCCAAGAAGAGGCAGAGGCCGUGGACGAUGAAGCGGAGAGUGACCGAUCAUGUUCACCCUUGCUGGAGAUAAGCCCCAAACCAACGACGUACACCUUUUACGAUGCAGUUGAUCUGCGAAUGUCGCUAGUGGUGCUGAAGGCUCCGCUCUACAUCCACGGCCACCUGUCCGUGCAGGCACUGUUCGGCAAGGUGGACAUUUUCGGCUAUCAGCUGGAUAUGGCCGAGAAGCGUACAGUGUUUGCUUCCGGCGGUUACAACGCGCUCAAUCUGACACCGCUCCCCAGCCCGGACACGUACAGCACGGCGACGUUUGAGCGCAUCCUGAACAAGCUGAGCCGCCACUUCGUCGAGGCGGACAUGCGGGAGCUGGUGCGCGAGUUCAACCCGGCGGACAGUGCGCUGGUGCUGCUGCGGGCGGACUCGUUCGAUGCGAACGACACCGUACCGAUGGUGUGCAGGCUCCUGCCCGAGUUCGAUCUGUUCCCGACGGCGCUUACGCUUAACCAAACCAGCUCACCGUUCCGUACGACGGAAACCCUGCUGGAGGUGGCGAUGUUCGUGCCCAGUCAGCCCACCGCCCGCAGUGCUGUGCCACAGUUUCAGCCGAAUCCGGUCUGGGACACGGUGCCCGUGAGCGCGAACAGUCGGCUGAUGGUGGUGGGGGGUAAAAGUUCCGGCAAGUCCACCCUCUGCCAGUAUCUGAUCAACCGGUACAUUAAGCAGUUUGGUCGGGUGCUGCUGCUCGAUCUCGACAUUGGCCAGCCGUUGCUGUUUGUGCCGGAAACGUUGAGCGUUAGCGUGCUGGAGGAACCGAUCCUGGGGGUGGGCUGCUUUGCCAAUGCGCAGCCGCGCCAGUGCAAGCUGUUUGGCAGCUUGAAUGUCGUCUCCUCGCCGCUGGUAUACGUGCAGAACGUUCGGUCGCUGGUGCAGUACUGCAACGAGGACCCAGCCCUGCAAGACAUCCCGUGGAUUAUCAACACGAUGGGCUAUGUGGUCGGGUUCGGCGAGGAGCUGACGAUGGCGAUCGUGCGCCUGCUGCAGCCGACCGAUCUAAUUCAGCUGUCGUUUCCUAAGAACGGCAAAAAAUCGUCCACUCCCUUUUUGAAGCCGGAAAACUACGCCAACCAGCUGACCGCCGAGCUGGUGAACGGGUUCAACUUUAACAUUCUCAGGGAGGAGGUGCAGCUGCAAUCGGCACCGGCCAACUAUCGCUUCCAUCCGAUCGAUGUCGUGUACGAACCGAACAAAACCUCCUUUUUGCCGCCGAAACGGCGCACGAUCGCGAUGAUGGCACAGCUGGCAAGGAUUUUGAGCGAUACGGCCGAAACGUUCACCGACGUGAAGCCGCACAUGGCUCAUUUGGAUGAUCUGAGUAUUAUAAGCACGGGCGAAGAUUGCACCUCGAAGGAGAUGAUGAAGCGUGCGCUAAACGGUACGUUGGUGUACCUUUGCGAAAAGCUUGCAGCUGACCAGUACAAUUGUUUCGGUGUUGGAAUUGUGCGCAGCGUCGAUGAGAAGGAAAACAACGUGUACCUGCUGCACUCUCUUUCAUCGGAACAGCUGGCCAAAACGAAUGUGCUAGCGAUGGGCAGUACUAGCCUUCCGAGCCAGGUAUACCUGCACUGCAGUCCCAAGAUCGAGGGUACGAUUCCGUACCUUCAGAACAUGUCGAUCGUACAGGUGCAGGCCUAAGGAUAAACUGUUUUCGUAAAUCUCUACUUCCGCGUCUCUGUUCGUUUCACGUUGUCAAUAUUAAUUUUAUUUAGCUACUGAGCUGAGUUGAAAAGUAAAUUGAUAGCAAACAGUUGCAGAAGCUAACUAAUAGCUGUGUGUACAGGUAUUGAGGAACUGAAAAUUAAAUAGAUUUCAUAUUGGCAGUGAUUAUUGUAUUGAAAUUUAAAACAUAAAGAUUCACACAUCAAAUGCUGGAAGGUAAUAAUAUUUUUUGCAAUGGCGUAGAAUUGUUUCCUGUCCAAUUGAUUGCUUUUUUAGACUUUCUCGGCAUUAUUGGACAUUAUUCUAUGUACGAACAUUCGUCAAAUGAAGAAUUACUUUAAAUAGCGAAUAAUUUAAAAUCAUCGAGAAAUUUAAAUUAUCAAUCGUUUCAUGCAUAAUACUUCAUCCCAAAAUGCUAUUGCACAACGUCCUCUACACAUGGUAGCAUAAUCCAGGAAACAAGAAACAGCAAAACGGCUAAAUUUAAUUGAAAAAAAACCUCUUAAUAUUUAUACAACGCAAGUGAGAGGGACGAAUUGCGGAAUCAAAACAAUUUGAUUGUGUAUAUUUGAGCCAAAAAUUGAAGAGAAAGAUACAAUAGAUUUACAAUACAGCGGAAUGAGCUCAAUUCAAAACAGUUGAAAGAGAAUUAUUAUGGUGAAAUACGUUUUUUUAAUUAAAUUUGGCAAUUCCAAUUGACAUCAUACCGUAAAGGAAGGAAUAAAAGAAAACAGUUUUUAAAAAACCAACGGAAAUUGCCUCUCCAGUUGAUUUUGUUUCUCUUCGACGCUAAGAUUGAGAUUCGUUUCUGUCAUCUAUUAUCAGCUGGUUUUACAGCAAAACUUAAAAAAAAACAAGUUCUUUUUUUAAUUUUUAGUAUAUUUUUUUCUGUUUGUUUUUAUUAAAAAAUGUACAAUUUGGUUAUCGAUUUUCUUCUUUCUUCGACGUUUAUUUUUCCAUUCUCCCGCCCGCCGCCCUCUCUUUUGCGUUUCUUAUCCCGUUCGCGGCAUUUCGAUUCUUGAACGUCCAAUUUAGAAUUAAUAGGGUUGCACAUUCUUGCAUUCCGUCUCUUCUCGCACCAGACGAGCUCGAUGCCCUAAGUUUUCUUGCUUUUCAUGAAAAUGUUGUGUGUUUCUGUGUGUAUGUGUACGUUUCCACACGACCGAUCCAGCAGUUAGACUUCGUCUCUUCGCUUUUCGCGCUCCGUCGUCUCCGUGCGCUCAAUGCAUCCAAUUAAAUAUAUAUAUAUUUAUAUGUAUAUAUACCUUUUUAUGUAUAGUACUUACUCCUCUCGUUCGCAUUCCCUUAUCCGUAACUUGUUUGCUUUCGUGUCCUUACACUAACUUUUCUCCCCCUUUUGCUUUUCACAUACACACACACGCAAACUUCCUCAACUCUAGUUUUAUGGCUUAACUUGCUCUUCCUAUCCGAACGGCUCGCGUUUGCUAAUCUGUUGGCAUUUGUUCCUCCCUAGUGCGGAGCGGGGUUCCGUUGUGCUUGCUUUUGCUUAUACCCACCCCUUCUUCUUCUGGCUACUGCGGCGCUUCAUGCACAUGCCCAUGUUUCGAAAGUUCAGUCACGUACAUCUGAAGUUUAGCUUUUUUUCCAUACCCACUAUGCACCCGGAGCGUUCGCACAUGAUAGCGACAUCCGGCCAGUUUGUAACGAACAAACAAAAAAAAAAGUCGCUCCACCUUCCCCAUUCGGCUUAGCUAUAUAGUUGUGUAAAUUUUGCUAUAUUGCAUGCACGUGUGCACAUUUUUUACGCGAUUUAUGCAGUCGAGCUGUUAGCGUUCUGCAAUGUGCUAACGUGUCCACUGCGCCGGUGUGAUUUGUCAAUGAGUCCUAUCCGAAGGAUGGAAAAGGGGUUGCUUUACACACACUCUGGGGUUGAAUUGAACUAGGAUUAUGUACGUUAUGUUACUUUUUUCCAAUUUCUGAUGGUUUGCCGAGAUGAAACGCAUGCUUCUAUGAGAGUAUGAAUAUGAAUGCGAUUUUUUCCUCUUUUUAAAUGCAAUAUGCACUUUGAUCGGUAUUUUACAAAAAAAAAAAACAAA